This is a messenger RNA of Emiliania huxleyi CCMP1516, 219 nucleotides long. RefSeq lists its product as hypothetical. The transcript is spliced from 2 exons. The coding region runs from base 1 to 219 and encodes 72 amino acids. The record is from RefSeq and is a predicted model, not a curated record. Lineage: Eukaryota; Haptophyta; Isochrysidales; Noelaerhabdaceae.
AUGGCAUCGGUUAUGCAGUCGCUCGAGCCCUUCCUUAAAAAGACAGUAUCCCUUCGUAAUUCCGCCGUUGAGGGCGCGAGAUUGGAUUUUGCCGGCAUUUUUCAACUCAUGGUACUCCGUGCACUCCGGCUCCUCGCAUCCCCAAUUGGGCGCAAUAUCUCUGUUGCAAUCGUUCUUCCAACGGCUCUGGGGCCUAACGCUAACCUUGCAGAGUUGUAG